Messenger RNA from Telopea speciosissima, 648 nucleotides. Its product is annotated as calmodulin-like protein 4. NCBI's taxonomy places the organism in Eukaryota, Viridiplantae, Streptophyta, Magnoliopsida, Proteales, Proteaceae. The record is from RefSeq and is a predicted model, not a curated record. Gene Ontology annotation, molecular function: calcium ion binding. Bases 9 to 407 code for a protein of 132 amino acids. The transcript has a single exon.
UUUAGAAGAUGCUGCAGCUUCUGAGCUUAGUGUUAUUAGGAGUUAUCUUCCUCUAUAGUCUUAUAAAUCCUCUCAUCUUCUCUAUUCCUCUUGAGAAGUUUCUUGCUAGGCUUCGAUCUUUGCUUCUCACUAUGUCAUCCAUCAUGUUCACCACAACUAUUUCAACUUCCAUCACCGAAGCUUCAACGAAAGAAGAGAAUAAAGAUAAGAAGAACAAUGCCCAUAGCCACGACAAAGUGAAGCUGGAGAGGAUUUUGGCUACCUUCGACAAGAACGGAGAUGGCUUCAUAACGAAGCAAGAAUUUGGGGCGUCCCUGAAGACUAUGGGUUUGUUCACUACAGAGGAAGAAGUGGAAAGCAUGGUUGCAGAUUUGGAUUCUAAUGGUGAUGGGCUCAUCAAAUCUUGAUGAGUUCUGUGAAUUAUAUGAUUCGAUGGGGAGGAAUUGAGGAAAGAAGGAUGGUGAGGAGGAGGAAGAGGAGGGAAAUGAUGAAGGGGAGAGGGAUUUGAGAGAAGUGUUUAAUGUGUUCGAUGGGAAUGGAGAUGGGAUGAUUACGGUGGAUGAGUUGGGAUUGGUGUUGUCAUCGAUGGGAUUGAAGCAAGGGAUUGGGAUUCAGGAUUGUUGAGAGAUGAUUAAGAUGGUUGAUACG